CUACAAAGUUCCCCUAAAGAAGUUAAUCACGUGUCUUGAAACCUCUCGCAUUCUCCGCAGAAUCCAAGCACCGCGAGCCCCGUGGUGAUUUGAUCUGAUCAGCGACUUUUAUACAGAGCUGCUGGUAGAUCAGGGAGGAAUUAGUGAACUUGGAACGAACGGGUACAAGUGCUUGAAGUAUUAUAUACGCGAAUAGGAUAUGCCGGAUAGUGGCCUACAAUCGCGGACGGGGACGUCUGGCACGGCGGCGAGUGCUGCGAUUAAGAAGCGCGUCGGGAAGAAGGACAGGUAUUCUAAAGAUCGCAAGGUCGGAGAAGGUACCUAUGCCGUCGUCUACCUCGGCCGCCAACUGUCGACGAACCGCGUGAUUGCGAUCAAAAAAAUCAAAGUCGGCCAAUUCAAAGACGGCCUCGACAUGUCUGCGAUCCGCGAGAUCAAGUUUCUGAGCGAGCUACGGCACGAGAACGUGAUCGAGCUGAUCGACGUCUUUGUGUCGUCCGGGACCGCGCGCAGUCUCAACCUCGUGCUCGAGUAUCUUUCGGCGGAUCUCGAGAUGGUGAUCAAAGACCGGUCGGUUAUGUUCACGGCCGCGGAUAUAAAGUCGUGGAUGUACAUGACCUUUGCGGGACUGUACUACUGCCAUCGGCACUCUGUCCUGCACCGCGAUUUGAAGCCAAAUAACUUGCUGCUCUCGCCUACCGGGCAUCUCAAGAUUGCUGAUUUCGGUCUCGCGCGCCAGCAGCCGGGUCCUUACGAUCCCAUGACGCCAACGGUGGUAACUAGAUGGUACCGUGCGCCAGAGCUCCUGCUCGGGUCCAAGAUUUACACGCGGAAAGUCGACGUCUGGGCGGUCGGCAUAAUAUUCGCCGAGCUCAUGCUUCGCACGCCGUACUUGCCCGGCCAAACCGACCUCGACCAGCUCGACCUCACUUUCCGCGCAUUCGGCACGCCGACAGAGGAGUCCUGGCCCGGCGUCUCCUCGCUGCCAGACUACUUUUACGAUCCGGAGAAGACGUCCGCAGCCACUGCGGCGUCGGAUCCAAAGUCGGGGAUAUACCCACCCCCCACGCGGGAGCAGAUGCGGAUGCAGUUUUCGGCUGCGUCCGAGAGCGCGCUGGAUUUCUUGCUUAAGAUGACGACGCUUGAUCCCGCGAAACGGAUCGAUACAAAGGAAUGCCUGGAGACGGCGUAUUUUAAGGAGAUGCCGGCGCCGACUCCGCCUGAGCGCUUGCCGAGGUUGAGCGCGAAGAAUGAUAGCGAUCCACAUGUCGGGAGCGAGAGUGAGGGAGUAGGCAAGAAUCUGAAGAGGGAGAAGGUUGAUGAGAUUGCAGAGAGAGAAAAGAGGUUGGGUGAUGUGGCCAAGAAGUUGAAAUUUUGAUCUAAUGAUUUAUUACAUGUAGCGAAAUGGUAGGGGGUCUGGAGUUUUUUUGUGUUUUGUAAAUACGAGUA
This is a messenger RNA of Myxozyma melibiosi, 1449 nucleotides long. Its product is annotated as kinase-like domain-containing protein. NCBI's taxonomy places the organism in Eukaryota, Fungi, Ascomycota, Lipomycetes, Lipomycetales, Lipomycetaceae. The transcript is spliced from 2 exons. Gene Ontology annotation, biological process: protein phosphorylation; positive regulation of transcription by RNA polymerase II. The record is from RefSeq and is a predicted model, not a curated record. Gene Ontology annotation, cellular component: cytoplasm; transcription factor TFIIK complex; transcription factor TFIIH holo complex. The coding region runs from base 200 to 1378 and encodes 392 amino acids. Gene Ontology annotation, molecular function: RNA polymerase II CTD heptapeptide repeat kinase activity; cyclin-dependent protein serine/threonine kinase activity; ATP binding.